AUGAAAGAUACAAAUUAUUUCACUCAGAGCUACAAGCAAAUCGGAAGCAUAACAGCCACAGCAACUUGCCAAUUUAAUAGUUAUGACUCAAUGGAUAUCAAUUUAAAUGAUUUGCCCGUUGUUAGCAUUCGAUCUACGUAUAAUGUAACUCUGAGUGGCCCCUUUAUUUCAUUUCAAAAUGCUGAUUUAUCACAAGACACAAAAUCUAUUGAAUUCUAUUUAUUUACUCCUUAUUAUAUGGUCAGAAAAAUUAAAUUAGAUACAAUGCAACUAGUUCCCAUACACGAACUAUUUCAUAAAUCUCAUGCUAUGAAAUUUGACUCAGAAUUAGAAUGUACUCAAUGGAUUGAAAAAAUUCGAAAAGUUCGUUCUUUAAUUAAUGAAGUUAAUUUCAAUCUACCACCUGUUGUCGCUCAUGUGUUAGUUUAUGAUCCUACUGGUCAUCCGCUCGGUAUCUAUGAAAUAAAUUAUUUAAAUAAACAAAUUAUUUUCAACGCAUCUGCAAAAGCAUCUAGUAUUCCACCUGUUAAAAUUACACUUAACUCAUAUAUAAUACCUCCAUUAGAGUGUUCCUACGCAGAAGGCAAUCAAAAAGGAAAAUCAAUAAUUAUUAAGUCAAAACAAUUAUUACAAGAAUAUAUGUUGGCAUUUGAGUCAUUCGACUUCUUGAAAUUUACAUUUAUUACAAUUUAUAUUUCUAUUAAGCAAUUAAUUAAAAAAUCUUCAAAACCACCGCCAGUUGUCCUUGCAAAGCCAUUCAUUGAGAGAGUUUAUGAACUAGAAUGGCAAGAUAUGGAAUUUGCCUCGAUGCAGCAAGCUCCAAUUCCGAAAUCAAAUCAAAAUAACAAAAUUAUUAAAUUUAAAGCUCAUGUUGAUAUUCCUGAGAAGGCUUCCUCGCAUCUAGAGCUUCUUAAGUUCGAUCUACCAAUUUCUAGAAAGGUUUAUUUCGCAAAUUCCAAAGAAAAAACUUCAAAAAAGCAAAACUUCAGAUCAAGGUCAGAAGAAGAGAUAUCGUUCAGUAGUGAACUAUUAAAAAUCCAAAAUGAGUCAAGAACACAGAUUCCACCUUUAUUUAACGAAAUUUCAAAAUCAAAUCUUCCGAAAUACAAAACAGACUUUCUUUCUAAGGAAUUCCUGAUCCCUGGAAGCAAGUUAUGCGAAGAUUGCAUCAUGAGACCUCUUUGUUCCCCUCAAACAAAGAAAAUUUUGGAAAAUUUCGGUUUUGAAAUUCCGGAAAGAGGACAACCGAUCUACGGAACGCAAUACUUUGCUGCAUUAAGCAAGUUAGUAACAGAAAUACGCGAAUUUAACUUGAAUGAUGGAGCAAUUGUCUCAAUAAUAACUAUUUUGGCAAAAAUCAUGUCAGAAAACACAAUUAACUCUUUUUACGAACACUUUUCCAAAAUAGUUGACCAAAAUAUCGAUAAUAUUGAGAAAUUGGCGAUUUUUAUUUCUCGAAUUUUUUAUAUGGGAAUAAUUUCGCGUUUUCUUUCAUCAUUAUCCAGUCCAAUGUUCUCUAGUCUCUAUACUGAUUCUUCCCUCCUUAAAUCUCCUGAAUUUAUUGAAUUAUUAAGGGCAUCUCUUCAACCGAUCCUCAAAACGACGUUUUCUGGAAUAUUCCCCGGAACCAAUCCCGAUAUAAAGGUUUUCCCAAGGUUUGAUACAAAAAUUCGAAACGAUACAAUUAUAUUAAAACAAAAGUUGAUGAAUGGAGAAUCCCUUCCACUUGAUAUCAUCUCCGACAUUGUAUAUAAUGUAUCGCAGUUCUUUGCAAGCAAUUUCAAGCCUCCGACGCCGAUAAUUGCGAAAUCUUGCAGAAAUUCUUUUUAUUGCUUCCAAGUUGCCAUUUCAGGGAUAUUCCAUGAUACAACAGAGCUUUUGGCACUGAAACAAACUGUUACAAACAUAACUUCGACGAAAUCAGAUAAUUUAGUUUGUUACGCAGUUAUUUCUGGUCUAAAACUCGGAAUGGCUUCUUCAUGGGUUGCUGCUGCUAUUUCAGCUGCAAGAACUGAAGGUUUGUGCUUAGAAAGUUCGAUGUUUAAAGAUGAAGUCAUUGUUGCCAAUUUAAUUGACUCAUUAAACUCUCUUUCAUCAAUAUUCUUUGAGAUUAACGAUGAAGAGAUUUUUUCUUUCCCAAAUCCUUUCAAUAACUAA
Trichomonas vaginalis G3 is the source of this 2157-nucleotide messenger RNA. RefSeq lists its product as uncharacterized. The coding region runs from base 1 to 2157 and encodes 718 amino acids. The record is from RefSeq and is a predicted model, not a curated record. The transcript has a single exon. NCBI's taxonomy places the organism in Eukaryota, Parabasalia, Trichomonadida, Trichomonadidae.